UGAGAGAAAGUUCGCAACGAUGCGUUUGACGUUUAUCCUUCAUAUUAUAUACCUUGUGGAAAUUUGCUCUAGAGCAAUCCUGUUGAUAGCACGCACGCGACCAAUUACGAGCUCUUUGGUGUGUUCGCGGUGCGAUCGGUGAGAUGUACUCCGUAUGAAUUUUGCAACUAAAUGUGCUGAAUCAGUCAAAAUUACGUGGAGCUGCACGUGAAAUAUCUAGAUUAUUGCGUGUAAAGUAACGGUAAACGUGUAAAAUUUGCAACAGCGCAUACGUACACAGUGAUGUUAAAAGCUACGUGUUGGAAAAUCGCCAACUUGUACGAGUAAACUAUUGUGUUUUCCUUUCAACAGCGUUUCGUUACCGAAAGCAUCCAUCGGAAGAAGGGAACAUUAUUAUGGGAAAAAGGCAGCGCAGUGACUACCGAGUGGACGGUGGGGCCUCCUCGACGGAAUCGAACGAUGAAACUUUACUUUCCACCAAAAUGAAUGGCGGUGAAGUGUGUACACACAUACAGAAAUCUAUCGAUUUGAACACAAUACGGAAACAAAUUAAAACCAAUGAAGCUUGGUUUAAAAAGGUUUGCGGCAAGUGUUUGGAUGAGCCAGCGGCACAUGGUGGAAAUCAUAUCCACGACUCAGGCAAAGUGUUCAGCGAUGCCAGUACAGAAACGACAUUGUGGCUUUGUCUCAAGUGUGGAACACAGCUCUGCGGUCGUAAGCAAAAUCAGCAUGCACUAAAACAUUAUACAGUACCUCGUUCGGACAUUCAUGCGCUUGCAAUGAACACAACAACGAUGGACGUGUGGUGUUACUGCUGCAAUAUGGCAAUCGAUCCGUACGCGAAACCAAAGCUACUCGAACUGGUUGAGCUUAUUAAGCGAGAAGUCACGAAAGUACGGUUCUCCGAUACUUCCACCACCUGUAUUACGGAGAUGCAAACGAAGUUGCGCGAUACGACCGACUCAGUCAGAAACAUGGUAAUAGAUGUACUGCAAUCAACCACAAACAGUUCGUACGAUGUGCCGGAUGCUGCAAAAUUUGAUUCCAACAAUCAAACGUACGAACACAAACCGGACAGUGGUACGGGGUCGAAUCAGCCCAACCUUGCCUCGACCGCGCUUGUUCGGCAUACGAUGCCGAUCAAGAACAUAGUCGACACGCUGCCCCGUGUGCGCGGUCUGUGCAAUCUUGGCAACACUUGCUUCUUCAACGCCGUCUUACAGUGUUUGGCUCGCACACCUUAUCUGCUGCACAUCCUCAAGCAGUCGGCAACCGAAGGUGAGAAGGUGCACAUACCUGGUGGGAUGUUAAAAUUACCGGACGGUUCCGAGACGGCCGUGCCACCGAUAGAUGGAGUAUUGACCAACUGGCGCAGUCUCACGGAAGCGCUAACCGAGCUGUUAAGCGAACUAAUUGCAAAUGCGGAAGAAUCCUUAUCACCGAACCGGUUGCUUCAGGAGCUGACUAGCAAGUGGCCCCAGUUCGAUGGGGGUGAUCAGCACGAUUCGCACGAGCUGCUGCGCCAUCUGUUGGAAAGUGUGCGUACGGAUGAUUUACGCCGUUACCAGUCCCUAAUACUACAAUGUCUUGGUUUGGAAACAAGGCAGCAGCUGCAGAACGUCGACAGCACACAGAAGGCGGUGGCAAAGUUCUACAAUGAACAGAUUUCCCAGUGGGUGUUCCGUCCGGAGCAGGUGUUUAGGGGUUCGCUCGUCUCAACGUUAACCUGCCAGGAUUGCCAUCAUACCUCGUCACAGCAUGAAUAUUUCCUCGACAUUUCAUUGCCGGUGUGCGUGGAAAAGCCGCAACCGCCGAUCAGACGACGGAGUAGCCCCGAGCCGGACGGUCAUAGUUCCGGCACGUUGACACCGUUGACAGGUGCGAGGGGGAUGUCAGCAACGAACGCCGAUGGGACAGCAGUAUCAAAGUCUUCUACCAAAAAAGAGCGCGAAUCGAAUAAGAAAGCGAAAAGGAUUGCAAAGCAUCAGAAAAAUAGAAUAAACCUAUCGUCUGUUGGAAGUGGUGUUGGUACAUUGCCGUCUGCUGGCGGCGAUAAGGUAGGCAAUGGUGGUAGUGAUGAAAGUGAACCGAUGGCAAAUAUGAUACCGUUAACGGAUGAUCAACCAAGUCCACCCGAUGGUUCGAAGGUGAACGAUGAAUCGUCGGACGAAUCGAACGAACCGUCAGACGCCGAUGUGGAGGAUAAUGACGUGACGGACGAUCCACUGUCGAAGAAUGGUUCAAUGUCAAUUGUAGAUCAAAACGGUAACCAACUGCGUUCGCUGCCGGAAAAAUCAGACGAUACGCCAGAAAACCUAAACAAGGAAGCGGAUGGCAAUAAUAUCGUGUGUGCAGUUGGUAUUAGCGCACAGCGUGCGGCACACAUGGCACGACAGCUACCGGCCGGAAAUGCGGAAAGCAGCGAAACAGACGAAGACACUGUGAAGCGGAGAGGCGAUUUACAGCACGGCAGCGGUGGUGGACGUGAUGGAGGUGAGGAGGGAUGCACCAGUGAGCCAAAGCGUGGCCGGCAGCGUACAUUUAGUCAUGCGGAUUGGAGUAACACGAUUGCGCCCCGCUACCAGUGUGAGGACGGCGAGUACUCUAUACAGUCGUGCUUUAAUAAUUUUACCGCCGUUGAGUUGAUGACGGGCAACAACAAGGUGUGCUGCGAGGCGUGUACAGAGCGCAUCAACGGCAAGGGUGGUAAGUCGGUAAAUACGAACGCGACGAAGCAAUUCCUUAUUUCACAACCGCCCGCCGUGCUGAUACUGCACUUGAAGCGCUUUCAGGUAGGGUUGCGAAGUGUAUUCAAAAAGCUAAACAAGCUGGUAUCGUUCCCAUUCGUGCUAGACAUUGCACCGUUCUGUGGCUCGAAGGUAAAACGUGCAUCGCACAUUCGGCCCGGUCAGAAAAGAAUAUUAUAUGCAUUGUACGGAUUGGUCGAACAUUCAGGUUCGAUGCACGGGGGACAUUAUGUCGCAUACGUGAAGGUACGCCCGACAUUUGGCCCGGACGAUGAACGGUGGAAAUUCAUCCCGCAGGGUACGAAGGAUGAGCUGGAUCGUAAGUCGGAGCAGGAGAUGGCAAAAGAGCAGGCGCUCCGUAUGGGAAUACACAUCCGUGAUAGUGACGAUUCGCUCAGCUCGUCCCAUACAACCAGCGAUAAUGAUGAUAGUGGUCAGAAGCUACCAAGGGAACAAGACGAACAAGACGUGGUGGAAGGUGACGUUGGUUGCACCCCGAAACCGACCGAACCAUUGCCGGAUAUAGAGCCACCACCGGGCAAAUGGUACUGUGUAUCGGAUAGCUAUGUACGCGAGGUAACAGAGGAAAGCGUUUUGAAAGUACAGGCCUAUUUACUAUUCUACGAGCGUAUAUUCUAAUCGUAUCUUAUUUUCCCAACCACCCUCCCUUCAACACUUCAUGUCUAUUUUGUAUUUUUGGUUACCCGUACAUUUAUAUAUGUUUUAUCGCUCUCAGGAUUGUUCAUUGUGAGAGUCGGUUCGAUUUUUAAAGUGAUUGCAUGAACAACAUUUUGUUUUAUCAAAUGUCAUCGUGAUAUUUUGAGUCGUCACAAUUUUGCUCCUUGCGGGCUUUAAGUAUAUUGUGCCCACGCGAAGUUUUCAAUCCGUUGAGCUAAACGGUGUUAUAGUACGCUCUGUUUCGAUUAUAGUAUUUUUCCCCCUCCCUCUCCUAGAAUAGUAUGCAAAGUUUUCGAUGAAAAAGCUGUUCUACGGCUAGGAGUAUGACAGCUCUUUUUUUUUUUUGAAAAAAAGCCCUUUAAUUAACUGUUAAUCGUGUUGGUGCUCUUUCAAUGAUGAUUGUAGGGUUUUUUUUUAAUUGAUUAACACUAGAACUACCAAGCAUUUGAAGCGCGUUUCAUUGAUGGUUUGCUUUGGUAAACAGUUUCGAACAGCUGGAUCAGGUUUUAGCAUUUUGUUUUUUUUUUCUUUUGAAGUUUAUACUAUAGAAUAGAUAUGCAAAAGUCAUACAUCAUACUACGGUAGCAUUGAUUUACCUCUUCCCGUUAAAAAAAUAGUGCAAUGAGGAAAUGGAAGCGUACCAGUCAAAAUGACUUUUACCGGUAGUUCUAGUGUUAGGGAUAACACUUACUCUGUCGACUACUGUCACACUUAAACGAUCUCGUGGACAUUGCAGAUGCAAAUUAUCAUGUUUCUUGAAUGGUUGGUAUUGCUUCACAAAUGAGACACAAAUCAUGCAUGGUGUCUCGACUGAAAGCUCAAACAAAUAAGUUAGUUCUAUUUUUUUUUGUUAUCGAUGGAUCUAUGAAUGUUAUUGAUCCGUUAAAAUAAUUGUGCGUUCCAGAGCAUAAUGCCCCCCACGCGGCUCCGGUUUCAAGCUGAAAUUUAAGCAAACAGUGUUAAUCUCAUAGGUAAUUUUAUUUCAUAUUUUAAUUUUAUUCGCAAAACACGGUACUAAUUUCCAAUAAAUGCAAAAUGAAAACAACAUUUUGGUCUUUGCUUUAAUAUUUGCUUUUGCAAAAUAGCAUCCUUUUAAUAUCUUUGCCUUUCUUAAUUUAUUAUUUGUAUUUAUUUUGUCGAAUGGGGCAUUAUACACCGGAAAGUGCAAUUAUUAGCUGUAAUUCGUUUUUUGUUCCCCUUAAGUUCCCAUAAAGGUCCGAGACCCAUGAGGUCGAUUCGAUCGUGUUCGUGGAUCAAUUGUGUAUUCAACAAAAUGGCUUCCCAUUGACCAGAUGUGUUACGUCAUUUACCGUCAGCUUCCUUAUUUUUAAAUAAAUAAAAUUGUGGAGCAUUUCCAAUACCUAAUCUUCUUUGCAUGAAUAAACCUUUUCUUCUCAAUGUGGAGAGAGAGAGAGAGAGAAAAAAACAACGAACCGUAACACAGAGUUAAUCAACGUUAGAUACUUCUAAAAUAUAGAUCCGGAAGCGAGAGAUAAAUUACUUAAAAAACAUCUUUCUCUAUCCGUCUGCCAAGGUUUAGAAAGCAUGCGUAAAGUUAAUAAAAACGUUUAUAUAGCGUGUCGUAAUGGACGUGUUAUUACAAAAAUUUUGUUUAACCGCAUCACUGCAAUUAAAAACUAUGAACAAACAAUAUUGUUUUGAGCAUUUUUGUAAUAGUCUCUCAAAGAAAUUGAAUUCAGGGUAUUUCAGCGAAGAUCGCAUUAGGUAUGCUGCUAGAAUACUUUAGCCGCACUACUCUAGGAAAAGCUUCUCGCUGCUAAGCCAUAGCGAUAGAAGAGAUUAUUAUGGGUCUACAGUUUGAAAUGAUGGUAUGUUCUUUACUAUGAUCCGCGUAACAAUAACAAUUUCACGAUGCAAAAAGAUGGCCGAUCGACGGAACUUGUAGAACCCCUUACAUCAGGUGGUUUAAAAAACUUAAAACAUCGAAUCAAGUGAAAUAAAUUUAAAAAACCUUUUGCGUUUUUUUGCAUUUUCCACAAAAAAGUUGUAGAACAAAAAAACACCACAAUAAUUUAUAUUGAAUAAAGCUGAAAGUCGAAAAUCAAAUAGCUCUCACUUUAAAGAAUUUUGAACUCAGCGCUUUAGACACAUUAACACUUUUCAACCAAAAAUUUUUAACAUUUUUUUUAUUCAGUCAUUACUUUAUCUGCUGUCUAUUAGUCGGAAGUCAAAGGUAAAGAAGUAGUGUAAUACAAUUGCAAAUGAAUGCUGAUAAAUAUAGAAUACGCUAAAUAACUUUGACAAACUAAAACUGAAAACUUGCGACUGGUUGUAUAAAGAGUUAUUUGCUGUCUUUAGCAUGAAGUCCAAUGUGUAGAGUUAAAAGCCGAGUGAGUUACAAAAGAGAAAUCUUUCGUAAGUGUCGAAAAUGAAAAUUGUGAUCCGACAGGGAUGAUAAUAAUUCUGAGAUUAAUACAUACAUCCGUCUUCUAUAUGUCCAAUCACACGAAUUUUGCGAUAGUUGUUGACAAUUAAACUGAAAGCAUUCAAACAAAGCGAACCCUUAUUAUUGGGUGGGUUGCAUAGAACGGUCAGAUGAUCUGCUUAUUAACGCAAAAUCCUGGUAACAAUGUUCGUCAAAACCGAACCUCCAAACCUAUGCGUAAGCCAAUCGUGAUUGUAAAUCGAACGUUCUCUAUCGAAGCAAAUGUAACGGAAAUCCAGAGAAACAAUUAAGAAAUAAAUGAGUUUGUUUUUUUU
Molecule: messenger RNA, 6146 nt
Organism: Anopheles funestus (African malaria mosquito)
Lineage: Eukaryota; Metazoa; Arthropoda; Insecta; Diptera; Culicidae
Gene: Usp16-45
Product: ubiquitin carboxyl-terminal hydrolase 45
Exons: 3
Coding region: 396-3386 (996 amino acids)
Biological process (GO): protein deubiquitination
Cellular component (GO): nucleus; cytosol
Molecular function (GO): cysteine-type endopeptidase activity; cysteine-type deubiquitinase activity; zinc ion binding
Source: RefSeq, a predicted model, not a curated record